AUGGGUUUGGAGGCAAAUAUGACACCGGCCCCCGAACAACCACCGUCAACAGACGGUUUGGGCGACAACUUAGCACCCAAACGUGAAAACGAACAGGAUACUGAGCCGGAGCGUCCAAAAAAGAGGAUCAAUGGAGGCCUAGAUGCUUGGCUAAGCGUUCUUGCGGGUUUCUGUGUUUUCGUCAAUUCUUGGGGAAUCUUGACUACAUAUGGCGCCUUUCAAGAAUAUUACCAGACUGUUCUCCUACCGAAUGAAUCACCGUCAACAAUCUCUUGGGUGGGCAGUAUUCAAGCAACUCUGAUACCCAUGGUUGGCCUUGCAACAGGACCUUUAGUUGAUGUGGGAUACUUGCGUCCUCUGAUCAUAGCAGGAAGUUUCCUGACCGUCUUUGGAAUGAUGAUGACCAGUCUCGCAAGUUCUUAUUACCAGGUAUUGCUCGCGCAAGGAUUCUGCGUCGGAAUGGGAGGUGGUAUCUCCUACAUCCCAGCACUUGUCGUGAUUUCCACUAGCUUCACGACGAAGCGUCCUAUCGCUAUCGGCUUCGCAUCGAUCGGAUCCAGCGUUGGAGCUGUGAUUUUCCCUGUCAUGUUUCGUCAACUGCAGCCCAAGGUAGGGUUUGGAUGGGCUGUUCGCUCCAUCGGCUUCAUCUCCUUGUUUCUGGCUAUCAUUGCCUGCACAAUUCUGUGUCGACAGCCUGCUCAAAAGGCCCGUGCUAGAAGUCUGAUCGACUGGAAGGCUUUCCGUGAGCCUUCAUUCAUGAUGUUCUCCGUUUCACUCACCUGUGUCAUGCUCGCCUAUUACGUCCCGAUUUUCUACGUCGCCUCAUAUGCCCGCACUGUCGUCCACACAACUACCAGCCUUGGCUUUUAUAUGGUUGCAAUCGUGAACGGAUCAUCUGUCAUCGGACGUGUCGUCCCCUACCUACUCGUUGCAUACAUCAAACCAAUUGGAAUCUUGGUUUUCGCCGUGGCUGCCUCCGCCAUCGCCAUGUUCACUUGGAUAGCCGCGACCAGCAGCGCCGGCUUCAUCGUCUGGGCAUGUUACUGGGGAGCUCUCAGUGGUGUAUUGGUAACUGCACCUACGUCCAUCGUGGCGCAUCCGGUCUUCUGUCCUGAUCCCACCUUUUUGGGAACACGCCUGGGCAUGAUGUGGGGGAUAUCAUCUUUUGGUGCAUUGGCUGGAACUCCAAUUGCAGGUGCUUUGGUUAAUCUCGAAACAGCUGAGUUCCUGCGUGCGCAGAUAUUUGCUGGUUGUAUGAUGGUCGGUGCUGUUCUGUUGCAGCUUUGGCCGGCUUUCAAGGUUUUCCGAUAUGAUCGGGAAAAUCCUCGGAAAACAUAA
This is a messenger RNA of Penicillium salamii, 1338 nucleotides long. NCBI's taxonomy places the organism in Eukaryota, Fungi, Ascomycota, Eurotiomycetes, Eurotiales, Aspergillaceae. The record is from the annotation of a GenBank genome assembly.